Messenger RNA from Ruditapes philippinarum (Manila clam), 2435 nucleotides. RefSeq lists its product as uncharacterized. Gene Ontology annotation, cellular component: nucleoplasm; chromatin. Bases 595 to 2316 code for a protein of 573 amino acids. Gene Ontology annotation, biological process: positive regulation of DNA-templated transcription. Gene Ontology annotation, molecular function: ubiquitin-protein transferase activity; zinc ion binding. The record is from RefSeq and is a predicted model, not a curated record. Lineage: Eukaryota; Metazoa; Mollusca; Bivalvia; Venerida; Veneridae. The transcript has a single exon.
UCACAUUUUAUUCACCAUAGCUAAAAUGUCCAUUUUUGUAACCAUCAUUCAAACGCUUUUUAAUUAAAUUUCUGCUCAUUUGAACUCGAAUCGUGCUUUUUUCUACAACAAUGUCCUCAAAAUAGAUAUCUAUUCCCUAAACAUUAAUUCUGCUGAUAAGUUUAACUUAACACGUAUUCAUAUUGUAUUUCAUUAAAUGUAGAACUGUAUUUACAUAUGACGACAGAGAUAAAGUUUCAAUAUAACCUAUGAAAUAUCUUCUAAACCGGAGUUGAACGGAAACAACCGAAGACAUGGUUGAUAUGCGCCAUCAUUGUAUACACACCGGUCUCAAAUAUCGACCGGUGUACACAAUGAUGCGCCAUUGUAUACAUGUAUUGUCGACAAGGAAGUACUUAACGGCUUGGGAAAUUGUAUCUUUUACGGAUAAAAUCGUAAUAAAUUAAGAGUUUUCUUACGUUAAACAAUGGAUACGUAAGUCUAUAGAGACAAAAUUUAUUGUAUUGGACUUAUACUAAGUAUAUGGUUACGUGGCAACACAUUAUUCAACCGUAAACAAACCGUUCUUAACAACCGCUAUUAAUAGCGCAUAAAAUGGAGGUUUCGGGAAAGAAGGAAAAUAGACAUCAAGUUCAAAUGUCAUCUUCGGGAUCAUCUCAAAGUUGUAAAGUAUGUCAACCUUGUAAAGCUGACGGUGAGAGCUUAGAAGCCGAUGGUUUCUGUCAGAACUGCCAGGAGUAUCUUUGUAAAACGUGUAUCAAAUAUCAUCGCAAAGCAACCCUAAGUAAGCAUCAUACUAUUUUGGAUAAAUCUAAUAUGCCGAAGAAUGUUGAACCACAAACUGUCAAACAACUAUGUACUUUGUCCUGUAAUAAACACAAAAUAGAGAUAAUCAAGUACUUCUGCAGUGAUCAUUAUACAGUUGGGUGCGGUUAUUGCAUGGUAAUUGACAACAAGGCAUGCAAGGUUGAGUUUAUCCCGGAUAUAGCUGACGAAUUCACCAACGGAGAGGAAUAUAAAGCUAUUCUUGAUAGACUCGUGAAACUCCAAACAAAGGUUGACUCCAAGAUAAUGGCAUCAGAGACAGGCAAGAAAGCAUGUGCUGAAGAAUUCGUUACCGCAGUUCAAGAAAUCAAAAGAUUCCGCAAGGAGAUUGAAGAUUAUUUAAGCAAGAUGGAACAAACAAUACUCAAGGUAUGUGAACGUCUCAGGAAAGAAAAUGAAAAUGCUAUAACUUACAAAGAGGGUUUCCUGAAAACUAUCAAGUCUGAACUAGAUGACAUUGCUGAACGUUUAAAGUCGCAGUCAAAGAAAACCACUGACCUGUUUGUUGAAGCAAAGCAAACAGAAACACGACUGAGUCAAAUAGAGCAAGACAUGAAGCAAAAUGUAAAUAUGGUAUUAACUGAGUAUACGUUUGUACGUAACAGUGACUUGGACGCGAUGGUUUCUGGAAGCUGCAAUCUGGGAAAACUUUCUUCAAAGUCAUCUUGUUACAACCAUUCAAUGGAAUGCAGCAUUGCUGAAUUUGAACCAGUAUUUGAUAGUGAAAUUAAUGUUCAUUCAAAUGCUGACAAAGAGGGUGCCAUAAUUUCAAACAUGCUUCUUUUAUCACCAGAUGCACUUUUAUGCGUAGAUAAUGCAAACAAAUCCGUUAAAGUGGUAGACCUAAAACAAAAAUGUAUUUCAUCACAGAUUCUCUUGAAAUCUGGGCCUUGGAAUAUAACGUUCGUUGCCACCGACCAGAUUGCAGUUACAUUACCUGGUAUUAAGAAGAUUCAUUUUCUCUCAGUUAAAGACAAGAAACUGACAUCAAUCAGAGAAAUAAAAGUCAACGGAGAAUGUAGAGGGAUAGCUCACUACCAGAAUACAUUGGUGGUAUCUUUUGUCGGACCACCAAAACUUCAAAUUUUAACACUGGACGGAAUGGUAACGCGCAAUAUUACAGCUGAUACUUUAGUUUGGCCUGGUUAUGUAGAAGUUAACGUGUGUGGAAGUAGUUUCUUUGUAUCCGACAAUGGAAAGUAUUCGUUGAUGAAAUUUUCGUUUGAUGGAAAAUUACUUGCCACUUAUCAGGACGAAAGUUUUAAGUAUCCGAGGGCAUUUACCGUUUGUGAGGAUGGUUCAGUUCUUGUUUGUAGCAGUGGAAAUAAUACCUUACAUCUAGUUUCGCAAGAUUGCAGAAAAAUCAAAAUCUUGCCGAUUGAGACAGAUAGGCUUAAUAACUUGCAGUCUGUCUGUUUUAAUGAAGCAACUUCCACGUUGUAUCUAAGUAAUUAUUAUGGAAAGUCCAUCCUGGUAUACAAGCAGGCAUGACUUUGUCAACCAUUGUUCUGACUUUCGUUAUUGCAAAGGCAAAGUCAUUUAUAAAUAUACUUACAUACAACCAUUAUUAUAUGUGUUAUAUAUAUAGAAUAAAAUAUUUAAGAAAUGUA